AUGAAGUUCACGACCGCAAGACUUGCUACCGCCAUGCUGGCAACUGGUGCCUUCGCAGCUCCACGUUCUGGACUUGCUGAGCGUCUACAGGCACGUGGUGUCCUAUCACACCAGUCCACACCCGCCGAAAAGAACGGCAUCCUACUCAAAGAUGGCGACGAAUCCGCGACAGUCCAGUACAGCAAAAACUGGGCUGGUAUCGUACGGGAGCAGCCUCCUGCGAGCGCUACAUACACGGCCGUCUCGGCAACGUUCACAGUCCCCAAUCCUAAGGCAACCGACUAUUCUGGUAACAAUCAAGCUGUGUCUGCUUGGGUCGGCAUUGAUGGUGAUACAUAUACCAAUGCCAUCCUGCAAACUGGCAUCGAUGCCUAUAUUCAAGAUGGCGUAAAAACUUUCGAUGCUUGGUACGAGUGGUAUCCCAGCAGUGCAGAGAACUUCGAUCUCGACCUCGCUCAAGGCGAUGUUAUUGUCGCCAGGGUCGAGUCCUUCUCGUCCAGCAGUGGUGUUGCAAUCAUUGAGAACCAGUCUACUGGCCAGACAGUUACGAAAUCUCUGGAUGCCCCUUCUGCUUCCGCUACACUUGGUGGUCAGAAUGCUGAGUGGAUUGUUGAGGACUUCAACCUCGGUUCGAGCAUGGUGCCACUUGUCAACUUUGGCAAGAUUCCUUUCACGGGUGCGCAAGCCAAGGCUGGUGGCCAGUCCUAUGGUGUUAACGAUGGCGAUAUUUUGGACAUCCAGCAGAAUGGCAAGGUGCUCGCAACAGUCAAUGUUGCGAGUGACAGCGAAUUCACCGUGACCUACCAGUGA
Molecule: messenger RNA, 810 nt
Organism: Penicillium odoratum
Lineage: Eukaryota; Fungi; Ascomycota; Eurotiomycetes; Eurotiales; Aspergillaceae
Product: A4/G1 family peptidase
Exons: 1
Coding region: 1-810 (269 amino acids)
Biological process (GO): proteolysis
Molecular function (GO): glutamic-type endopeptidase activity
Source: RefSeq, a predicted model, not a curated record